GAGCUAAGCUCAACGAAAAAUUAAUCAGGCACAAAACCAGCAACAGAAAAAUUUAGCACAUUUUCUUCUGGAACAAUCACUUUCACAAUGUCUAAAGCCUGGCAAGAUUUCUUGACAAGUGAAGGAUUUGAACGUAUCGAGAGUGCAACGAAGCUGUCAGAUGAGGACUCAAACGACGAUCCAGACGAUGAUCCAUACAGGUCAAAGUACAAAUCAAGAGAAAUAUAUCUUGAACUGCAGGAAAAGUUGAAACAUUUGUUUGAAGGCGAUGAAGAAAACAAGGACUACCGCAUUAUAAAUGCUGUUUUGAAUUUAAAGCUAGCAAUUAACUAUAUAGACACAGAAGAGCUUUCAACUGGAGAAGAAAAGAUAUUGAAAUGCGUUGAUGACCUAGAAAAAUUCAAACUGGAAAAUAAUGUAGUUAAUGUAUACCAACAUCUACUAAACAAUUUGGGUAUACUAUGGUCAGCAAGACGUGAUUAUGAUAAAGCAUUAAAAUUUUUAAAGGAUGCUGAACAGCAGUAUUUGCGUUUUAAAGAAGAAUGUGGAUCAGCACCAAAGUCACUUCAAGAAUACUUAGAAAAACCUUGGGACGAAGACAAAAUGGAGCACAAGAGAAAUCUUGAAUUUGAAAAAACAUACACGCUAACUCUAUAUUAUAUGGCUCAGGUAUAUGCUAAAUUAAAUGAAAAAGAGCUUUCAGCUGAGUAUUGUCAAAUUACACUAGAACGGCAGUUAGAAUGGAAUACUUAUGAACCAAUGGAAUGGGCACUUUGUGCAGCAACCUUAUCCCAAUACUUCAUAUCAACAGAUGAUUAUACAUUGGCACGUCAUUGUUUGGCAUGUGCUGAAUUUAUAUACCAAGAAGCCAUAGACAAGGACACCCCAGAUUCUUCUGAAGAGGCAAAAGAAAAGCUUAAACAAGGGAAAGCUGACAUAGAAAGGUGUUGGAUAAAGUAUGGACUAGCUUUAAUAGAGUCAUCUAAAAAUAGUUUGAUGUACGAAGAUGGAGCACCAUCUUUUAAAACAUCUCAUGAAAAAUUUAGGAAGUUUAACCUUGAAGUAACCUCAAGGGAAGAACAAGUAACUGACCAAAUGGUGAAAGAUUUUACCGAGGCUAGAAAUGUAUUCUUAAAAAUUCAGCAAUGGAUAAAUUCGGCCAAAGACUUUUAUGCUUUAGAUGGCAGAUGUACUGACUUUGUUGAAAUUUCUCAAGAUCAUAGUACAGCUUAUAAAUACUUAGCAUUCUUUGAAAUGGACAUGGAAAGACAAUGUAAAAUGCAUAAAAGAAGAGCAGACAUUAUUUCUGCAUUGAUAAAUGAGUUGAAUCCUCAACAUUAUCUUCUUGCUGUAAGGCAGUUAAUGUUUGAAGUUGCUGAGAUUUUUAGUCAGAUGUUGGACUUAAAAGUGGCAAUACUACAAGAUGAAGAAGUGCGACCGACACCUCAUGCAUUGAAGAAAAUAAACCUUCUGGCCCAGCAAAGCAUUGCAAAAUAUGAUGCUUAUUUAGACACUUUAAAACCAUUAGGGAAAUCCGAAUUUCCUGAAGAAUUUUCAUCGGAUGAUGUGCGACCAGCAUUAGUGGCUUCGUUUUCUAAAGGAAGACUACAUUCGAAAUUUGUGACACCUGAUGUAAAGCAAAGAAUAGCAAACAUUCAGAAAAGUAUAAAUUGUUAUAAAUUUGUUGUUGACUAUUGUGACAAACAUCCAUCUGUUGAAGCUCUUGUCCCUGAAGAGUUAAACAUUUGCCGAGAAAUGGUUGCGUUGCUUCCUCUUAAAAUGGAGAAAAUUAGACAAGGUGCUGAAAUAUAGACAAAUGAAUUUCUUUUAUUAAGUGCAUUUGUAUCUUAUUCAUACACUAAAAUAAAAAAAAAUGAAAAUUGUA
Messenger RNA from Mytilus californianus (California mussel), 1885 nucleotides. Its product is annotated as KIF-binding protein-like. The transcript has 2 exons. Gene Ontology annotation, molecular function: protein binding. NCBI's taxonomy places the organism in Eukaryota, Metazoa, Mollusca, Bivalvia, Mytilida, Mytilidae. The record is from RefSeq and is a predicted model, not a curated record. The coding region runs from base 88 to 1812 and encodes 574 amino acids.